CGGCUCCGCGGCUCCUGACCCGCAUUCACCCGCACUGUACCGGCAGGGGAGGAGCACCGAGCACCGGGAGCAGAACCAGCGAACUCUUCCCCCGCGCACCGUGUCCAUGGCUCAGCGGACGGUCUCCGGCGGCGCCCCGGGCUCCGCUCACCUGACAGCGGACUGAGAGCAGGGCCGGCACCGGGAGGAGGAAGCCAGCGACGCCGCGGUAGAGACGAGUUCCUUGUUCCAUUGAAGACGCGCGGCCAUCCGAUGGUUGUGUCGGUGAAGGAGGCCGGACUCUGUCGUCAUAGCAGCAGGUGGAGCCCCUGAAGGAACCGACCUGUUCAUGUCAAGAGGCAGAGCCAAGCAUCGACUUCCUCAGAUGGACACUGGAAAACCACCAGCAUUCUACUUUUUCAAGAGACACAAGAUAGAAAAAUACAGUCAAGAUUGAAGCAGCACAGUUUUACCUCCCGCCGUCCUCUCCUCGCGCUCUGAGCCAAUCAGAGAGCACCUCUUCAGCGUUCUACCUCCCAGCGAAACAGAAAAGGAAAAAACAAAAAUCAGCAAUUUAUUGUUUGCUCUCAGUUUCCUUUUUUUUUUUUUUUUAUUAUUUUCUUCGUGCAACAUUUCUCCAUUUACCUCAGGGAUCUUCUCCCACUGCCUACCUCCUCCACCGGCCCAGUGACUGGAACACUCAGCGAGAACACGCCUGUGACCUUUCACUGCUGUUGCCCUGACAACCUGCAUUGCCUCUCGAGCUCUACCCACUGAGGCCGCGACAACCAGCAAUGACCUUGGACCUCUCACCACCUGCCGGCUCGGAUCCGCUCACUGCAUGAAUCGUACUGAUCCACAAUUGUAGCCUGGACCUUGGGCUGGUUCGAACUGGAAGGAAAAGGUCGCGCUGCCACACAGGCAGCUACACACUCACAGUAUCCUCACCUUCUGUAAAAUAUACCUGGCAACAAUAUACCUCAGCACACACAUCUUCUAGAAACUCACUCAGUCAAGGAAACAGAAGGGAACCCUUCAGUGACAGCGUUCACUGUCCUGGUGCUCGACCCAGCAGGCAACACGUGCUCACCAGCCCGCUGCUUCAGUCUACCCAGUAGACACCUCACUCCAGCAUCUUCCAUUUGCCUUAGAGGCAGGAGUUCAGCGACAGUAGCGCGGGCGGCCUCCAGAGAAGCAGGGGGAGACUUCAGAACAUCAACUGGCAGGAAACCUCACUCCGUGCGCUUCUCAGGCAGCCAAGUCACAUCACACACACGAGCCUCAUGGCAUAAGCCGUAGCAUCCGAGGCCUUCAGAGAUCACUCAGAAGUUCCCCCUCUGCCUUGAGCUUCCUCUUCACCCGGCGGAGCCUCCAGAGAAGUGGAGCUUCCCUCGGAGCAGGAGAAGUUGUCAUUAGCUUUUCUUGCUCGUGAGGGGAAACCGCAGAGACUGAAGCACUUCCUGGCAGACUCCACUGUAAACCUGGGAGAAAGUGAGAAGAGUAAACACUGAGAAGAUCCAUACUCUGCACCAGCGAGGAGGAAGAGGAGGAGGAGGAAGGGGGGAGCAUUACGAGUAAAGAGAAGAAUGCAGCGCUUUUUAUUGCUUCCUCCGACGUCCCGCCCACCAUGCUCCUCCUAGAUUCUCACGUGUCCAUUGAAGGCGCCGGCGGCGAAUGCUGAGCAGGCUGGCGAGGCUGGGGUCCGCCUCAUUGUCCUGUGAUUGGCCGCUGGACGGUACUGAGGCAGAAUGGAGCCAAUGUCCAACAAGCAGGAUAGCAACUCGUCAGAGGGGGACGAGAAAGGGUGGCCAGAUGUGCCAAAGAGAAAGAGGAAGAACAGCCAGUGUUCGAUGAAGAGUAUGUCUGCUCUUAGCGUCUCUGUUCCAGGAUACAUCCCCAGCUACCUGGAGAAGGACGAGCCGUGUGUGGUGUGCGGGGACAAGGCGACGGGCUACCACUACCGCUGCAUCACCUGCGAGGGCUGCAAGGGUUUCUUCCGCAGAACCAUCCAGAAAAACCUCCACCCGGCCUACUCCUGUAAAUAUGAAGGCUGCUGCAUUAUUGACAAGAUCACCCGCAACCAGUGUCAGCUGUGCCGCUUCAAGAAGUGCAUCUCCGUGGGCAUGGCCAUGGACCUGGUGCUGGACGAUUCGAAGCGCGUGGCCAAGCGGCGUCUGAUCGAGGAGAAUCGGGAGAAGAGGAAGCGGGAGGAGAUGGUGCGGACGCUGCAGGUACGACCGGAGCCCGACACGGCGGAGUGGGAGCUGAUCAGGAUGGCGACCGACGCCCAUCGGCACACCAACGCCCAGGGAUCCAGCUGGAAGCAGAAGCGCAAGUUCCUGUCGGAUGAUAUCGGUCAGGGUCCCAUGGUUCCCACCUCCGAUGGAGACAAAGUGGACUUGGAAGCCUUCAGCGAGUUCACCAAGAUCAUGACCCCCGCCAUCACACGCGUCGUCGACUUUGCCAAGAAAUUGCCCAUGUUCUCAGAGCUGCCUUGUGAAGACCAGAUCAUCUUGCUGAAGGGCUGCUGCAUGGAGAUCAUGUCGCUGCGCGCCGCCGUACGCUACGACCCAGAGAGCGAGACGCUGACGCUAAACGGCGAGAUGGCGGUGAAACGUGAGCAGCUGAAGAACGGCGGAUUGGGCGUGGUGUCGGACGCCAUCUUUGAUUUGGGCAAGAGCUUGGCUCAGUUUAACCUGGACGACACGGAGGUGGCGCUGAUGCAGGCCGUGCUGCUCAUGAGCUCAGACCGGUCGGGCCUCACCAGCCUGGAGAAGAUCGAGCAGUGCCAGGAGGCCUACCUGCUGGCGUUCGAACACUACAUCAACUACCGCAAGCACAACAUUCCCCACUUCUGGCCCAAGCUGCUGAUGAAGGUGACGGACCUGCGCAUGAUCGGGGCGUGCCACGCCAGCCGCUUCCUCCACAUGAAGGUGGAGUGUCCCAGCGAACUCUUUCCCCCGCUCUUCCUGGAGGUCUUCGAGGACCAGGAAGUGUGACGCCCCCCCCCCAAAAAGCACCCUGGACAAAGGAGAGAAUAUCGGGUGUCUUUGGCGUCAGAGGACAAAUGUGGGAAAGACAAGUGGAGAAGUUUUUUUUUUUUGUCCCUUUUUUUUAAUCAAACACCCACAAGACCCACCAGCCACCACCAGCAAACACAUCAACAUCACCCGAGAGAAACACACUGACAAUCUGGUCAUUCUGAGAGGUACACACACACACACACACACACACACACACCACAGUUUAAUUCCAAACUCGGUGCCAUGAACGUACAGUUUAUCUUUAUGCAAAACACAAAUCCCAUCAAUUAACUCCUCUUGCACCUGAAUGGACAAACAGCUCUUCUCUGGAGUUUGGAUCAUCUCCCUCCCCUCCCGCCCCCCCGCCUCUCACCUCAGAACAGCGUCGUUCUUUUUAAUCUCUGGGACCUGACUCUCCUCACGCAGCCCCCCCCCACCCCCCAACGCCCACCUCCCUUGCAUCUCUUUAACUGCGAUGGCAACCGACCUCCAUCCGUGCACGUGCAGCCCACCCCUCAGUCUGCCGAGGCUCCGUGUCUGUCAACCUACCUCCCUCACGUACUGACCUCUCUCUCUCCGUCUGUCUCGACUACACAUACACACAAGCAGAACUCACACACGCCUACACUUUACCUCAUACCUCGUAAAAUGCGUGUCCUCAUUUAUUGUGUGGGCGGCGGUUUUUCUCUAAUGAGAAACCAGGCUCACGUUCUGAUUUACUUCUCUGCUGGAGUUAGAAGUGACAGUGGGAACACUGUGGAGGAAGCCCUUAUCUGUAACGUAUUAUUUACACACACGUUAUCAUGCAACUAUAAUAGGUGUGUGUUAUUAUGUCUUGUUUAUAUAAGACUUUCUGGGCGUGUUAAUAAUAUGUUAAAGGGAAAUAAGAUGGUGUGAACAUCUUAAAGAUUUCUGUGAACAUAUUGAGGAGAGUGUGGUUAUUUUAAGGAUUUUUAUUCUUAAGCCAUUAAUAACUUCGAUAAAAUAUCAAUACAUAAACCUCUGGUGCUGUGAAAUCAUUAAAAAUGUUAUAAUGCACAUAUGACUUUAAAACAUUUGAUUCAGAGCAAAAACUGUAUUAUUUUUAGCGUGAGGGAACUACACAUCCCAUAAUCCAUUGCAAGUGACCCCUUUCCAAAACGUAGCAUAGCAUGCUAAACGAGCAAGUGAAAGUCCAAAUCAAUAUUUAUAUAUUAACAACAGAUUAUAUAACCACUUGCGUGUGAAACGGUGAUGAUACAAGACACAAACAAUAAAUACAAAUAAUCAAUAUGUUCACAGGAGGCUCUCGUCACACCUUAUAACUGUUCAUUCAAAAUUCAAACUUUAAUCUAUAAAACUGAUUGUUAUGAUUUUCAAAGUAAACUGUGUCAGCGUAUAUAUACGUUACUCUUAUGAUUUUAUUUUGGUGUCGCCCACUGGACUAAACAAAGCAGAGGAGUGAAUCCAUCACAUUCACUAAACUUCAUUAACUGAAACGAAUCGUGAAAUCGUGGAGCUACAUAACCUGAAAAUGUUGAAAAACUGUUCACACACGUGAAUAUAAGUAUACAUACACACAUAUAUUUAUAGAUUAUAUAUCUAGAAUACCUCUCCAACACAUACCUCUUGUUUUCAUUACCUCACUCACACUAACACACACACAUGUAGUACACACACACAUUCAGUUUUUUAUUGUAUAUUACCUCAGUUGUUUGUUGCUCGUCUCGUCCUCCCCCUGAAUAACCACCGGACCGUACCACACUUCCUGCCUUCGAUGUGUGUAUGUGCGUGCGUCUUCUCAGUGGAGCCCCGCCCUGAUAAUCACACCCCCCAGCCCCGCCUCCUCGCCUCCCUGCUGUCACGUGAUAGGUUCGGUGCUGGGCAGGUGGCGGUCUCGCCCGUCGCCUGUUUCACGUCCGGUCUGAAGGUGACAGACUCUACCUCACCUCUCAGCUCUCAUCUCAGUGCAGCAGCUCCUCACACACGUGUAUAUAUUUCCAGAUGUGUAUAUACAAAUAUAUAGAUGUGUGAGUGCGCUGCAGUACCCACAGUGGCCAGCAGGUCUUAGAAACGGGCCGUGGAUCUUCUCCUCUCCUCUUCAUCUCGUCACUUCACACGGGACCAAGCGUCACUUUGGAUUCCUCCUCACUUUGGUACCUGAGUCGACACAGAGCAGCAGUGACGGGGGGGGUGAUGAUGGAGCCUAAAGGAAACUGUGAGCGCAGCGGCUGAAGCUGGGACUCCAGUGGAAGACAUUUUGGCCCAAGCGGGUCAAGCCAAUGGAUUAUGUAGGGUGGGGGACUGGGAGGUAAAUAAACAAUCACGUCAGCAGUAUUUUGCCUGUGGAUGUGGUUUUAUCCGGCCGACGGGAGGGAAACGGCGACCGAGCGACUGUGGUGGUGACGUGACUCAGGCCAAGCCGACAGAGAACCACCACCACACAAAAAAAUGGACCCUUCUCCUGGCACUUACAGAUCCUCGCUGGAUCCUUCCCUCGCCGCCACAGGACAAAUGGACACGAAGCCAUUUAAAAGACUUUCUGAGCGACUCUCCUUUCCCAGACACUCACACUAUGAAAGAAACACUGCUGAGAUAAGCUCCACCCACCAUUUCCCAACUUGCCAUCCACUUGAAAUAACUAUCAGGUUUUUUUCUGUUGCACUAAAACCACAAUGUCUGUAUCCCUCAGUGACCCUGACCCCUUCCUCUACCCCCCUCCCCCACACCUCUCCUCCUUCUGCCUGUCUUAAGCAGUCUUAAUAAUAUUCUUUCAAAUAUGUAACACACACACACACACACACACACACAGUCCGCUAUCCCAUCUCUUGAUUACCGUGACUGGGACGUGGCCUUCAGGUGCCGCCACUCUCAGUGUUACUCAUCUUUGUUGCAGGGUAUUUAAAUAGAACUGUAAGCGCUGAUUAUACAGGGAUAUAAAAACACACACACACACACAGCACGGGUGGAGUUUCCACCCACUGACUCCAGGUCUGCUGUGUUUGUACCGUACUCUGCUCACUAUCACUGUGAAUGAAGCCAUGUUGCAACCGGGUCAUGGCUCAGACAGGGAACCGCUGGCUCAGUAAUCCUGACAUGUCGAUGUGCCUCACAGAGGUUAGUAAUGCAAAUAUACAGUUUAUAGAUAACAGAUAGAAUACACAUGUAUGUGUGUGUAUAUAUUUAAUAUAUAUAUGAUACAGAUAUAUAUAUAUAUAUAUAUAAAAGGUUACUGCUAUUGUUUGUGGCAUUAGAGCGAUCCGUGGCUGUUUCAAGCUUCCAGCUCAAACGGUGACUCGUCGUGCAGCCGAGGGAGAACGAGCUCAGUUUACCCGCCUGUAUUAACGUCUGUAAAACAAAACUCAUGAGUUGUUUUCAGCUGUUUGCCUUGUGGUGAUCACCGACUACCCAUCACCGUUUACCCACCUCCUGCUUACCUCCAGUUCACUUCAUAGAGCACAAGAAGUACCUUAAAAAGUAAAGUGUUGAGAUGCCGCGCGGUCGACUCUGGUCCACGCGAAGCUGCACGAAGUCACGUUUGGAUUUGAGCUGGAAGCACAGCCUCUCUCUCUCUCUCUCUCUCUCUCUCUCUCUCUCUCUCUCUCUCUCUCUCUCUCUCUCUCUCUCUCUCUCUCUCUCUCUCUCUCUCUCUCAGCCAAAUGAUCAACGGAGAAAUCCUCCCGCUGUCCUUUAAAAAAAAAAACGAACGACCACACCAGCACCACAGAGCACACUGCCUUCAGCUAUGAUUAGUUGCACCAGCAUAGCAGAGAGACAGACCAAUAGUCCGAGACCAUCCUCCUCACCAAAAAGCCAUUUUAACUGGACAUCGUGAUGCUAUGUUCAGACAGCAGGCAAACCACUCACAUCUUCUUCACUCACACUAACUGUCACUAUCAGGUUUAAACGUGACCAGAUUUAAAUGUUUGGUUUCUGCAGGAUUUUGAUUUGUUGUGAUUGCUGCAACAACUCGAGGUGCCGCACCAGACCCAGAUCCUUGUCCUCACUUUCACGGCUUCAUGAGUUCUGCAGUUCGUCCAGAGGAGGAGUUCUGAAACUUUCUUACUCAUUUCCUGCAAUAUGAAACAAAACGGAUUUGCCGAGCGGGUUCGGCACGGCCCGGGUGGGGGUGCAGGGCGCAACUCUGCAGGCAGAAGAGCCACAGGGACUCUUUGGAAUGUUGCGUUCUGUGUUACGACCCCGUCACUUUCCACACUUCCUCUGCGAAGUGAAAAACAAACCGAUAAAGUCUCCGUCUUAUCCGCACAGCGACCACAGAAUUGUGUUUCCUCUCCUUCUCUCAGUUUAAAGUUAAUGUUACGUUUACACUGAACUCAAAUGUGAACUUCACGCUAAGCUCUGCCGCUGCAACAUGGCACAAGUAACUCUGACAAAUACUCUGAGGAAGUUCCGCUCUCAUGCAACUCGUUAAAUAAACUAGUAGAACUACUUUUCUUACUUAUCCAGGGACGCAUCUCUUCUCCCCGUCCUUCAGCCUCAUUCCGUCCCCCCAGCGCUCCCAUUCCACUCUCCUGGCAUCUCCACCUUCUCUGCAAUUAACGUCCCCCUGACAUCCUCCUCCAUCUACUUCACUUUGACCUCUUAGUAAUAUGUACCCUUAACCCCUUCCCCCACAAACACACACACACACAAACACACACACACACAAGCAAACACACACACACACACCUAACUGAUGCUAACACUCUUGGUGGAGAAAGACGACAAUCCCUGCAGCAAUAUGUCCACAUGUGGAAUGUAAAAUACUGACAUUGUACAAUUGAUGACACGGUGUGAAGUCCCACACCCAUGUUGUUUUUGAUGUUGUUGACGUUGCUUUCGUUGUGCACCAAGUGUUCGUUGUUCUGCUUAUUCUGGGAUGGAUGAGUUUGCAGGUGGAGUUAAAAACUCCGAUCGUGUGACAGACUGCUACUGAUGAGUCCUUUUUAUAGAAAAGACAAAAAGAUGCGGUGUGAAAAGACUGAAAAGCAAGAGAUGAAGUGAAAAAGCUGUUUUCUUUUCAAUGAUUAUUCUUUGAUGUCAUUAUUAAGUUGCAUCUGAUUUUCUUGGUAAGUGAAUGUCUAUCUGUGUUGAUGCUUUACUGUGAGAAAAAUGGCUGUUUAUGCACUUUCAGACCAUCGUCGGUGCAGUGGUAGCUUGUGCUCAAACGUCACCCAAGGUCCGGGUUCCAGAUCACGUUCGGUUCAGCUCAUUGGUCCUUCCAACGAUCACAUGUCGCAUUUUAAAUUAACUCAAAAGUGACAGUUUAUCUGAUGAGGCUCCAGCUCAGCGGCGUGUGUGUGUGUGCUAGCUUUUAAACACACAUCAUGUCGUUAAGCAAUUCCCUCAAAAACUGCUCUUUUAACCAGCUGACAUUGAAACAACUUAUUAAACACAAUCAUAACAAAGUGUUAUGUGUAAUUACUUUUGCAAUAUAAUUAGUUCCAACUGAAUCUGAGACUGUUCUGUUGUAGCCGUUGAGCGGUUCAUAUUUUACAAACAGGAUUAGAAGCUCUCGUAGAUUUAAGGUGUUAAAGCUGUGAAAGACGAUACUUGUCGAUACUUAUGAGGGAAAUGUUGUUUCUCCACAGAAACACGACCAAUCACUCCAACAAAUAUAUACGGUUACUAACUUUCAGCCGUUUCUAAGACUUCCACCCUAACGAGUAAUAAACCAAUUAGAUAAAUAUCGAUGCGUGAACUGAACUGAAUGUGAUGGAACCUGCUUCCUGCUUCCACACUUGCUUGGGCUGUAUCACUUUCUACGCUGAGCAGUUGCUCGUCCUCCUGAUCUGGGUCAAUCAAAAAACAAAAGACAAAAAAACAACACCCACUUCCUGAUCUUAGAUCAGGGCUCAUCUGCGAUAUAUAGAUCUGCCAUAUAUUAAUCUCAGUGUUGUGACAGAAUAUUGCUUGUGAUGGAAGAUAAGCCUUCGAACAUACAAGAAGGAGCGACAUCAAGUAACACAAUAAAAAGAUCACAAAAUCGAAACCAAAAAAAAAAGAGAUUCAUACAACUUUUCAUACCUCAUCACUGCUUUGUGCCAGAGUAAGGGAGGGGGGGGGGUGGUCAGUCUCAAGCACAGAACUCCACCAGCGGUCGGCUCAACAUGGACGCAGCAGUUUGCUCGAUGUCUGAACAGAAGCUGGAGGAGUUUCCGUCGGAGCGGUUUAGUUCCUAGCUCCUGGCCAAAGUCUCCACGUCCCUGAAAUGAAAGUCCCGCUCACACGUGCACGAGUGUUUCAGCAGCGAAACCUUCACCUUCAGUUAAACGUUCACUUCCUGUGACGAAGCAAAUCACAGCGUGGCUCCGACUUCGGUGAAACUCGCUCCACGUUCGCGUGCGUGUGACUUGGACCUAGAUUUAAAAAUAAAAACAACAACAAAAAAAAAACUGUCAAGAUGUAAAAUCGUAGAAUCAAAUUGGUGAAAAUGCUUAAAUGAUCUGUUCAGGUUGUAAUGAUAAUGUUGUGGCUCUAGAAAAAAAAAAAUCAGUUUGCAAACGAAAGCACUUACUUUGUUAUAUCUAUAAGGAACUGGUCGCAUGAAAUAUGAAGCCAUGCUUUGAGUAUUUAUCAUCAGCUGGAAGAUAUUUAUUCCUUCUCUACGUGUGUUCCGCCCUGACAAACCCCGGAGAGGCCUGAAGCUCUGUCAGGACUGGAGUUAAGUGCAUUGGGUCGUUUGGCCAAAUGAAUAAUGGAUCAUGAAUAAUGCAAGCUCAAAUUACAAAACCCUCCACAAGGCCAAGAAGAGCGCUGCUCCCCAAACGGCUCGAGGAGCGAUUCUCCUCCUCGAGCCUUCAAAUCCCCUCAAGUGCAAACACGCAGUUGUAUUUGUGACCCUUGUACUUUAAUACAGGCCAGGAAAUUGUGCCUUUAAAAAGAAAAGUCCAGGACCCCGAGUCCCGGACGACCAUUCCCAUGAUGACAAUGUCCUCUCUUUGUUUAUGUGUUGCUCCCAGCAGCUCCCCCAACCCCCACCCCCACCCCCACAGUGACCUAUGCAGUAAGCACACGACUCGGCCACAAUUCGCCAAAUCUGAGAGACGUCAUGUGAGGCCCCUGCACGAGCAGACGGCUACUUCCUGCUUGCGAAGCAGCCGUGAUUUUAUUGGCACAGCACAGUGUUGAAUGUAAAGCUGAGUGAGAUGUGGUCUGAGAGUUUGACGGUGUUUUAAUGAUGAUGCUGGUCAUGGGUUUGUAUCGGGCACAGUCGUUGUUUGUCUUGAUUUCUGUGACAAAUCAUUCAUGGCACAAUCAGAGAAUGGCAUCUCAAUGGCUCAAAGCUGUUUGUGUUUGUGGCUAUGUGACAUUCAUUUUCAGCAUUAUAAAGUUAUUUGAUAUCA
Molecule: messenger RNA, 10327 nt
Organism: Hippoglossus stenolepis (Pacific halibut)
Lineage: Eukaryota; Metazoa; Chordata; Actinopteri; Pleuronectiformes; Pleuronectidae
Product: thyroid hormone receptor alpha
Exons: 11
Coding region: 1728-2978 (416 amino acids)
Biological process (GO): retinoic acid receptor signaling pathway; positive regulation of transcription by RNA polymerase II; thyroid hormone receptor signaling pathway
Molecular function (GO): nuclear receptor activity; zinc ion binding; RNA polymerase II cis-regulatory region sequence-specific DNA binding
Source: RefSeq, a predicted model, not a curated record